This is a messenger RNA of Chelmon rostratus (copperband butterflyfish), 7439 nucleotides long. RefSeq names its product neuron navigator 1-like. The record is from RefSeq and is a predicted model, not a curated record. The transcript has 30 exons. Gene Ontology annotation, biological process: nervous system development; microtubule bundle formation; neurogenesis. NCBI's taxonomy places the organism in Eukaryota, Metazoa, Chordata, Actinopteri, Chaetodontiformes, Chaetodontidae. The coding region runs from base 136 to 6039 and encodes 1967 amino acids. Gene Ontology annotation, cellular component: microtubule cytoskeleton; axon initial segment. Gene Ontology annotation, molecular function: ATP hydrolysis activity.
CAGAGAAAGAGGCUGGUCAGAGCUGUAUUUUAUUCUAGCUCGCUAUUGUGGUACAGGGAGCCGCAGACACGCUGUGAGGAAGUGGAUUUAGGCACUGGACACAGAUCUGCACAUCCAUGGAUUACCAGCAGAGGGAUGUUGGAGGCUAAUGUGGCUAACAUUAGCAUGACGGCUAAGCCCAGAGAGCUGGACCUGAGGUCUGCUGCUGUCUCCUGCCUGGAAACUUCAGCCCAGGCCAUGGCCUCCAGGAAGCCCUCGGCCAAGCCCUCGGCUCUGCCCCAGGGACCUCCACGUCCCUCCGGGUCAGAGCUCAAGGUCUACCGGCCCACGUCUGGAUCUAUCCCUAUCCCAAUCCCCAAUCCGUCCGGGCUCCGCAAGCAGCGAUCACUCAGCAACUUGUCUGUGCUCACCGAUGCUGAGAAGAAGCUGCACCUUUACCAGUCUCCCCGCUGGAAUGAUGAUACGAGCCGGCAUGGCGCUGGCGCCAACAAGCCGGGCCAGACUAAGACAGGUCAAGCUGGUGGUGGGAAACCGCCACUUUCUCGGACCCUUUCCAAGUCAGAACAGUCUCUUUUCCAGGGGAAGCCCAAACCUUUCUGUUCCCCGUCUGUGACUUCUAACGUGAGCAAGCCGAGUCGAAUCCCUGCACCUGGUAAACCAAGGGGACCUUAUGCUGAGGUCAAGCCCAUCAGCAAGGCUUCUGAGGCAGGCCAGAGUGCAGACACAGACCCUGCAGACCACCCCACUAAAGCUAACUCCAAUGGAGCUGGGAAUACAGGGAGUAAUGGCAAGAAACUAGGGGAGAAGGGGAGAUCUUCAGCUCUGUCAACAGAGGAGAAGAAAGAGAGGAAGGGGAUAGAGGGAGAAGAUGAUAAGGGCUUUCUGAAGGUGGACCCAGAGUUAGUGGUGACGGUUCUGGGAGACCUGGAGCAGCUGCUCUUCAGCCAAAUUCUUGACCCGGAGUCCCAGAGGAAGAGGACUGUGCAAAAUGUUCUGGACCUUCGGCAGAACCUGGAGGAAACCAUGACCAGCCUGAGAGGAGUGCAGCUCAGCCACAGCUGUGUGGAGGGCACCAUGUGCUACGACAGCGAUGAAGCUGCUGCGUUCUCGAUUUCCAGCCUGUCAAAUCGCUCCUCUCCACUGUCAUGGCGCCAGGGUCAAGCCAGCCCCCGCCUGCAGGCUGGCGAAGCUCCGUCCACAGGUAACACGCAGUCAGAAGUUCCCCUCCGGAUCAACCACACCUCUCGCAUCCACCUCAUCGAAGCACUGGAUGACUCGGAUCCAUCCCUCCUGAAGGGAGAUUACCUCAGCAAUAGCGACCUCGACAGGAAGAGCCCAAACGAGGAUGAUGAUGAAGAUGACGAUGAUAUUGAUGAUCUGGGGAAUGGUUGGGAUGAGAGCAGUUCCAUCAGCAGUGGUUUGAGUGACGGCUCCGACAACCUGAGCUCUGAAGAGUUCAACACGAGUCCCACCCUCAACUCCCUUCCUACCACUCCCAUUGGCUCCCGCAGAAACUCAGCCAUUGUGAUGCGUACGGACGCAGAAAAGAGAUCUCUGGUGGAGAGCGGUCUGUCCUGGGACACUGACGAUUCCAAACCCAGCCGCAAGAGCCACGGCAGCGGCGUCUACGAUACAGGAAGUCUCAAGUCUGAAUCAGCCAAUAAAUGGAAAAAGACACGGACGCAGGGGGAGGGGCUGGAAGGAGGCAAGGGCGAACUGAAGAAACCUCAGACCCUGGGGCAGGGAAAUAUGUUGAAGAAGGGAAGAAACCCACCUGUGGGAGUCACCUCGCCGAUCACACACACCUCUCAGAGCGGACUGAAAGUGGCAGGUACAGUAAAGUCAGAUGGGAAACCAAUGGAUAAGUCUCGGUUAGCAGUGAAGACCUCCGGCCUUCAGCGCUCCUCUUCUGAUGCUGGUAAAGACCACAGAAAUGGUACCGGUGCUGGUGAGCAACGUAAACCUCCGUCCGGCCUGGUCAGGCCCUCAACUGGUGGAAACUUUGGCUUCAAGAAGGCCACCACAGCUAGCAGUAAUGGAACCAGCAAUACCAGUUUGCCCACUGUUAUGAGUACAGGUGGCAGUGCCAUACCCUGUGGCUCUGCAACUGUGGGGAAGAUUGCCAAAACGUCAGGUAUUCCUGUCAAACCAGGCGCUGGUGGUGGAGGAGGACGUAAGACAAGUCUGGAUGUUUCAAACAGCGACCAGAGUGGUUUUCUGUCACCAAACGCCAGGACAUCUCUCCAGUACCGCUCUCUGCCACGCCCAGCAAAGACAAGCACCCUGACUCUAACCCGGCCCAGCUCAGCUCGGCCAGUGAGCACUACCAUGGACACAGGCUCAGGGCUGAUGAAACCCUCCACCACAGCGCCCCAGGGCUCGAGGCUCAAAGAGCCCGCCUCGGGGCUUGGUUCUGGAACAGGGUUGAGUAAGCCAGGGGGUCGUGGGAUCCCGAGUCCCAGUCCUGUCAAUCAGACAGACAGAGAGAAAGAGAAAGAGAGGGCCAAAGCUAAAGCUGUAGUAUCUGACUCUGAGUGUGGAGGUGGGUCUCUGAAGGGCAGCCCUGCUCAGACCCCCUCAGAGAAUGGAGGGAAGCUGCAAGGGCUGAGACCUCCCAGCAGCGGCAAGGGCAUGGACUUGCCCUCACCGAACACACACAGGUUAUCUGGGGUGCGCAGCCUGGCAAAACCUCCAUCCAUGGCCCAGCUUGACAAGCUGAACUCCAAUAGCCUAGAGGAGGGAGUUCAUGACUCCCUGCCGCCUCAGAUUCCUCCCUACUCUAAACUCCAGGACCUGGCCAGCUCAGUAGGUAGCUCUGCUGGCCCCUGCCUGACCCCCAGCCCAGCACCAUUACUCAAUGUGAACUCUUCAGCCUGCUUCUCGAGCUCGGGGGCAGGGUUGGGGCCCAGGCAGGUCUCUUCACUCGGGGUUGAAGGGAGCAGAGGGAGUACCUCUCCCCUACUGUGCCCUCGUCUGUCCGGGCUGCAUCGCAGCAUGGAGUCACUGCCUCUCCAGAUGAGUCUGGCCCCAGAGCCUCAGGAGAGAGAGAGGGAGAGGGAGAAUUUGGUGAGAGGCUACACAACCAUUGAGUCCCGAGACCAAGAUAGACAGGAGGACAGAGGCCCUCCUGCCAGCUGGAGCUCUGGAAGUAAAAUUUCAAUCUCUCUCAUAGACAGUUCUCAGAGAGACAGAAACACACUGCCAAAGAAAGGUUUAAGUUUCAGCGGUGCUUCCCAGGUUGAGGAGGAAGGGAAGGAGAAAGGAGAGAGGAGACACUCUCAUACUAUUCUGAGUAUGACAGACUCGCUCACUCUUCCACUGUUGUCCUCACCCACCUCACUGCCCCGCACCUCCAAGACAAGCAGCAUGGUACCAAGCCCUGUCGGUGGUCCUCCGAGGAUGACUCGAUCCAACAGCAUCCCAACACAAGAUGCUUCUCUGGAGCUGUACGGAGCGUCUCCACUGGGCAGCACGCUGUCACUGGCUGAACGCCCCCGCAGCAUGGGAAUGGUUCGCUCCGGAUCCUUCAGGGACAAAGAGCAUGAUGAAGUUCAUGGGUCUGUACUCUCACUGGCAUCCAACGCCUCGUCAAGCUACUCUUCGGUGAGUGUGGGCGACAUGCACACUCAGCAAAUCCGUAAGCUGAGGAGGGAGCUGGAGUCGUCCCAGGAGAAGGUGUCUAACCUGACGACACAGCUGACAGCAAAUGCAAAUCUGGUGGCCGCCUUUGAGCAAAGCUUGGCACUGAUGACAGCUCGGCUGCAGAGUCUGUCAGUAAGCCACGAACAGAAGGACUCAGAGCUGAUGGAUCUGAGGGAGACCAUCGAAGCUCUGAGGACCAGGAAUGAGGAAGCCCAGGCUGUCAUACAUGGAGCCUUAAACAACCCAGACAACAUGAAAGACCUGCGAAUCCGACGUCAGAACUCAUGUGAGAGCAUUUCCAGUCUCAACAGCCUGACCAGUAUGUCGAGCAUGGGCAGCUUGAAGGACCAAGAUGCCAAGAAGAAGAAGAAAAAGAGCUGGGUCUUUGAGCUGAGGAGCUCCUUCAACAAGGCAUUCAGCAUUAAGAAAGGCUCCAAAACGUACUCAGACAUUGAGGAAAUCGCCACCCCGGACUCCUCAGCUCCCAACUCCCCAAAGAUGCUUCAUGAGGGGGUAGAAGGAGGAGAAAACCAGCCCUCAUCCCUCAAAACCUCGACCUCUGCCACCUCCUCUGUGAUCAUGGAGACUACUGAAGAGGGAGACAACGAGGAAACGGCGGUAUCAGAGCUACGCUCAGAACUCUGGCUGAAAGAGAGAGAACUUACAGAAAUCCGCCUGGAGGCUCUAAGCUCCGCACAUCAGCUGGAGCAGCUCCGAGAAACCAUGAACAACAUGCAGUCAACGGUGGAGAACCUGAAGGCGGAGAAUGACCAUUUGAAAACAGGAAGUCAGCUGCAUCUCCCUGGCUCCGGUCCCACCUCUUCCACUUCCCAGCCUUCAGGCCUCGCCUCUCUCCUGGGACCCUCACUGAGGCAGCCGAUGAGUAUGUCCCUCACCAAGUCCUUCAGCCUCAGUCUGAAUGACUGUAAAGAUCCCGACUUGUCUCCAGUUGACACAUUAAGUGUGUCUUCCCAGCUGGAUGAGGUGCAUGCACGAGUAUUGGUCCGCAUUGGAGAUCAACCAGAGGACAGUAAGCAGCAGCAGGAGUACUACCUGGGCUCAGUGCUGGUCAAUGCGAGGACCGACUGGGCCUGUCUCGACUCUGUUAUAGCUAAGACCUUCAAGGACUACCUAACUCAAGUGGACCCUACUGCCAGCCUGGGUCUGUCCAGUGAUUCGCUGCACAUGUACCAGCUGACCCAGGGAGGCAAGAGGGUGAUGGGAGGGGACAAGCCUCAGACCUCACCUUAUCGCUGUCUUGGCAGUGGUUCAGCUCGAAUAUUUGUCACCUUGAAAGGUCUUGGAGAAAACUGUGUUGACUCACUGGUGUUUGAGACUAUGAUUCCUAAGCCGAUGAUGCUGCACUACAUCAGCUUGCUGCUGAAGCACAGACGUCUCGUUCUGUCUGGGCCCAGCGGGACAGGAAAGACUUACCUGGCCCAGCGUCUGGCCCACUACCUCCUGCAGCGCAGCCGGACUGCCUCGUCUGAGGCCGACCGUGAGACCUGCGUCCUGGGUCGCAGCGCUGCCGUCACCUUCAACAUGCAUCGUCAGUCGCAGAAGGACUUGCAGUUGUAUCUGUCUGAUCUAGCAAAUCAGAUUGACAGAGAUAGUGGAGGAGAACUGCCGCUGGUUGUGAUUAUAGAUGACAUCAGUGACUCAGCAGCCAUCACUGAGCUUGUUAAUGGAGCACUUACCUGCAAGUAUCACAAAUGUCCUUACAUCAUUGGAACAACCAAUCAGCCUGUGAAGAUGACAUCUAACCACAGUCUACAUCUUAGCUUCAGGAUGGUAAUGUUCUCCAACAAUGUGGAACCGGCUAAUGGGUUCCUGCUGAGGUAUCUGCACCGUAAAGCUGUAGAGGCCUACCAAGAGAAGGAGCGAGACUCAGCACGCCACCAGGCUCUCCUUCACGUACUGGACUGGGUCCCUCAGCUCUGGUACCACCUCCACGCUUUCCUGGAGAAACACAGCACUUCAGACUUCCUCAUAGGUCCCUGCUUUUUCCUGUCGUGCCCAGUAUCAGUGGCAGAGUUCAGGCAGUGGUUCAUUGAUCUGUGGAACCACUCCAUCAUACCAUACCUGCAGGAGGGAGCCAAAGAUGGCAUCAAGGUGCACGGGCAGAAGGCAGUAUGGGAGGAUCCAGUGGAGUGGGUUAGAGGGACUCUCCCUUGGCCGAAUGCACAGCAGGACCAGUCCAAGCUCUUUCACCUACCUCCCCCCAGCAUAGGCCCACCUAGUGAAGAGAAGAAGCCCCCCAAAGAUACACCUCCACCCAGCACACUGGAGUCAGACCCACUGAUGGCAAUGCUGCUGAAGCUGCAGGAGUCGGCCAACUACAUCGAGUCUCCAGAGCGGGAGGGCUGCCUGGAUCCCACUCUGCAGGCUACACUCUGAGGAUGACAUGCAACUGUCAGUCAGGCUAUGGAGCUCCGGGCUCUUUAUCACGGCUGACACUGCGGAUGUAGUCCCAAUGAGACUUUAAAGACUCUAUUAACUUUGCUGUGUGCUCAGUGAGCAGCUACAAAGCUAAAUGUAAAGGACCUACAGAGAGAGACAGAGUGAUUAUGGACGAAGGGCUUGUUCUGCCCUGCUAUCAGAACAUGAGAAAGACAAACUGCUUCCAUAGGAAGCUGCGAUGAUCAUGUCAGGGAAAGACUUGUCUCUUCUCUGCCCUCAAUUUGUUCCACAUGGGUUGUUGUUGAAUCUGCAAGUGCAUGGUAACCGGAAUAGUAUGAUGCAAAAUAUUACCUAUACUCCUAAUGAUCAAGACCCAUUCUUUUCUUUUCUUUUUUGCUUUUGAUUGUCAGAACUUUCGCGGCAACUAUUGGUGCUUACCGUAUAGGGUUUUUUUGAAGGCGCAUGCUUCAGUUCACAAAGAAAUUCAGAGGUAACUCUGUAGGAUGGUCACUCGACAACAGCCAAAAAUGCACUUUAUUUUCUACUUGUGGUAAUUGGAUUUUAGGAGGCUGUGCCAGUGACUGUGUAUCCAAUGUAGGACUAUCGGUUUGCCCAAAUCAUGCAGUUCAUGAGUAAUUCCUCUAGAUGGCAGCAUCUACUCUUUCCUGCCUCAGUGCUCUCCUGGUGAGCUCUCUGACUUCUCAAAGGUGCUCAGUAUAGAACAUAACACACUCUGUGAUAACACAACUUGAAUGCGAAUUUGCUUUUUUUCUUAUCUGCUCAGCCAUUGUGUCAUUCAUGGAUCAAAUAUCAGAAGCUGUGAAGCUAUAUGAGAAACAUGCAUGGGUGAAUAAUGAACAGAAUAAUGAAUCGGAUUUAGGGUCAGUCUGUAAAGAAAACGUAAUCAUCAGUGGACUCAGUACCUGCCGGUUUCCUCCAGUCAGGUACUGAUAUAAUAACUGCAGAAACAGAUGCUGACCCAGCUCAACAUACUGUAUUGUAAACUCACAAGGAAAAAAACAAAAACUUCUUGUUUGUCUUGUCUGCCAAACAGCCUACCACUUCUGGCUAUUCCUCCGCAUAUUCUGUAUUUAAAUAUCGGUUUUAAGACACAAAAUUCUCUUGUGAUAGAUGAGAAGACAGCUUUGAAAAUCUUGAUUUUGUAGGAUUUUAUACUGAGUCACCUUCAACGAUCGUCCGUAUACAGCAGCUACCACCUAUGUAUACCUAGCAUGCCAUUAUCAGACAGUGCAGAUGCGAAAUACUACUGUCGCCAUGUUCAUCAUACCACAGGGCCGGAGUGGAGAACAUCAGUAAAAAAAAAAAAAAAAAUUGCCCCCAAGUGAUAAGAAUCUGUAGAAGAAGAAAUUUCCUUCCUCAUUGCAUUUGCUCUUUAU